CGCCGCCAUCUUGCCGGGGUGGAGGCCGAGCGAGGACAAACCUCCUCUUACGGCGCGUUGCGGAUGAACUAAGUGAGGCGGCGAGGAGGAGGAGGAGGAAUCGACUCGAGCAUGGCGGCGACCCCGGCGGCUGGGUGCGAGCUGAAGCCGGGGGAGGACGACAGGGAGGAGAAGGGCUCCGCCUCGGCCAGCUGCCUGCUCGACGCCGUCUUGAGCUCCUUGUACGACUUCGGUGAAUCAUUACCGGAUGGGGGUGGAAAGAAAAAGAGCAAAAAGAGAAAUUCAAAUGAGAAGUUAACAUUGGCGGUCAGCAAAACUCAAGUGGAAAAUAAAAGCAUGAUUCCUGAAUCUGGUGCAGUACCUCUUGGUAAGAAGAAUACUGCUUCCAGUUUCUUUGAGAGUCUGAAAGAUGAACUGGCUUAUGACUGUAUUCAUCAGAAAAGCACUAUCCCCAAAUCCAGUUCCCCUGAUGCUGAUACAUUUAAAUCUGCUCGGUUGGGAAACACAACAGAGAUUGAAGUUGUGACAUUUCAUGGUCGACGUAGAAAGAAGAAAGCUAAACUUGAAAUUGCUGAAGAUGGUGGUUCUAAGGCAGAAUUGACUGUUCAAGAAAACCAUGCCGCUGACCAAGAAUUUAACUUGGAAAAAGCCCGUUUGGAAGUGCACCGGUUUGGAAUCACCGGAUUUGAGAAAAAAGAGCAGCGAGUUAUGGAACAAGAACGUGCAAUCAUGUUGGGAGCAAAGCCUCCUAAAAAGCAGUAUUUGAACUACAAGAUUCUGCAGCAGAAAAUCAAAGAAACGAAAGCAGCAAAGAAGGAAGAAAACAUGACGGAAAAUAAACCUAAUUCUCUCAAGAGGCAGAAGAAAAAAGGGCCCGAAGAAAGCAGAAAAUCGAAAAAGAAGAAAAAGCAGAGUAUGUUACCAACGGGGCAGGUUGGAACUUUUAAAAACGGCACUCUCAUACUUCGAAGUUCUGACAUAAAGAAAAUAAAGUCUUCUAAAGUCAUUAAGUAACAUCACUGCAUCAUGUUCAAAUGGAAAAUGAAAUGGAUAAACUUUGUAGCAAAAUAAACUUUUUUUAAAAAAAACUUUU
This is a messenger RNA of Podarcis muralis (Common wall lizard), 1093 nucleotides long. RefSeq names its product 40S small subunit processome assembly factor 1 (gene FSAF1). The record is from RefSeq and is a predicted model, not a curated record. NCBI's taxonomy places the organism in Eukaryota, Metazoa, Chordata, Lepidosauria, Squamata, Lacertidae.